AUGCGCAAGUGGAUCUGUUGUACAUGUCAAAUAGAAGACUCAAAUGAAGAGCAACAACUGAAAAGUUCGCAGCAGCAAUCUGAUGCAAAUCAUAAGAAUCCAAAACCAGCACCUGUUGCAAAACAUGAGGUGCAGAAGGAAGCUCUUCCCAUCGAGGUUCCUCCCUUGUCUUUAGAUGAGGUGAAGGAAAAGACUGAAAAUUUUGGAUCAAAGGCACUGAUUGGUGAAGGAUCUUAUGGGAGGGUAUAUUAUGCGACACUAAAUGAUGGUGUAGCGGUUGCGCUGAAGAAACUUGAUGUCGCACCUGAAGCUGAAUCAGAUACCGAAUUCUUGAGUCAGGUUUCCAUGGUUUCUAGACUGAAGCAUGAGAAUCUCAUUCAAUUGCUCGGGUUUUGUGUUGAUGGAAACCUUCGCAUCCUUGCAUAUGAGUUUGCAACAAUGGGGUCGUUGCAUGACAUCUUGCAUGGUAGGAAGGGAGUUCAAGGGGCACAGCCAGGUCCAACACUUGACUGGAUAACGAGGGUGAAGAUAGCGGUUGAGGCAGCUAGGGGUUUGGAAUACCUUCAUGAGAAGUCUCAGCCUCCUGUAAUCCAUAGAGACAUAAGAUCUAGCAAUGUUCUUCUUUUUGAAGACUUCAAAGCAAAGAUUGCUGAUUUCAAUCUCUCAAAUCAAGCACCUGAUAAUGCUGCUCGUCUUCACUCAACAAGAGUCUUGGGAACUUUUGGUUAUCAUGCUCCAGAAUAUGCAAUGACUGGACAGUUGACUCAGAAGAGUGAUGUGUACAGCUUCGGGGUUGUACUUUUAGAGCUUCUGACAGGAAGGAAACCGGUGGAUCAUACCAUGCCUCGGGGUCAACAAAGUCUUGUAACCUGGGCGACACCAAGACUCAGUGAAGAUAAAGUCAAACAGUGCAUCGAUCCGAAGCUAAAAACUGAUUACCCUCCAAAAGCAGUUGCUAAGCUAGCAGCAGUGGCAGCAUUGUGCGUGCAAUACGAAUCUGAGUUCAGACCGAACAUGAGCAUAGUUGUGAAGGCGCUACAGCCGCUCCUCAAACCUCCAGCUCCAGCUCCUGCAGCAGAAUCUUGA
Messenger RNA from Arabis nemorensis, 1086 nucleotides. The record is from the annotation of a GenBank genome assembly. Lineage: Eukaryota; Viridiplantae; Streptophyta; Magnoliopsida; Brassicales; Brassicaceae.